GCAGCAUCCGGUUUAAUAUUUGGUUUUAUUAACCAAUUCAAAAUCUACACGUAAACCAUGAUGUAAUGAUUUAAUUAAUCAUCAAAAUUAGAUUUAGAAAAUUUCCAUAUUCGCUAAAAAGCUCAAACCUUUCUGAGCUUUUUCCGAUUUUAAUCUGAAAAGUGAAAAAUUCACAACAACAACAACAACAAAAGCAACGAUUUUUAUCAGUUUUGUCCUCUCUGUUUUGUUUUACGGUUCAGCUUUGGUUUAUUUUAAAUCCCUAUGCCGUCACGUUCAUUCUUGGCGCCGGCUCCGGCGACUCUAUCACCAUCGCAAGAUAAGACAACUCGAAACAUAUCCGGAGCCGGCGCCGGUUUCUCUUUCUUCUUAGCUCUCUCCGUCUGUUUCUGCAAGUUCAGCCGGAAACGUUCAUCAUCAUCAUCAUCACCUCCGCCGGCGGAAAACGUUUCCUCUUCCACUCGGAAACCGCCGCCACGUGAGUUUUCCUACUCGACUCUCCGUCGCGCAACCGGCUCUUUCUCGCCGGCGAAUAAGCUAGGUCAAGGCGGAUUCGGCGUUGUAUUCCGAGGAACUAUCUCCGGCGGCGAGAAUGUAGCCGUCAAGGUAAUGGAUUCAGGAUCUCUCCAAGGAGAAGGUGAGUUUCAGAACGAGUUGUUCUUCGCCUCCAAGCUUGACUCGCCUCACGUUGUCCCUGUCCUUGGCUUCUCACACGAUCGAAAACGACGACGUUUGCUUCUUGUCUACAAGCUCAUGGGUAAUGGUAAUCUCCAGGACGCUCUGCUUCACCGGAGAUGCCCUGAGCUUAUGGAUUGGAAUCGGAGACUUUUGGUUGCUGUUAACAUUGCGGAAGGGAUUGAGCAUCUUCAUAGUCUUGAACCACCUGUGAUUCAUGGUGAUAUUAAGCCUAGUAAUGUUUUGUUAGAUCAUCUCUUCUCAGCUAAGAUCGCUGAUUUUGGUUUGGCUAGGUUAAAACCAGAGCAAGUUGAGAUCAGUGUUGCGCCGGAGCGUGAUGGUGGUGAUGGUUCUAUGGUUGAAGAAGUAGAGAGUGUUGCAACUAAUGUGACUGGUUUUGAAGAUUUUAACUUUGGGUUGGUUGAUCAGUCGCCGGAGAGUGUUGUUGCUAAGGUUCCUGGUUCUGUGAGUGGUUCGCCUGAGACGACUACGGUUGUCUCUGUUUCCCCUGAGGAUGGUGGUGGUAGUGUGGUGAUAAAGAAAGGUAAAGAGGUUGAGAGCAAAGAGUGGUGGUGGAAGCAGGAAGGUAAUGUUGAAAGAGGGAAAGUGAAAGAGUAUGUGAUGCAAUGGAUUGGUUCUGAGGUUAAGAAAGAGAGACCGAGUAGUAUGGAUUGGAUUGAGGCGUCAAGUAAGAAACUUGAGAAGAAGACUAGCAAAAGACUUGAUUGGUGGCUUUCAUUGGAGGAAGAGGAUGAGAAGAAGAAGAAGAAAAAGAAGAAGCGGAGGAUGGUUAGAGAGUGGUGGAAAGAUGAGUAUCGUAGAGAACUCUCUAAGAAGAAGAAGAAGAAGAAGGAGAAGAAUACGUUGGAAUCUGAAUUUUGUAGUGAUGAUGGGAGUAGUAGUGUGAGUCAAUGGAGGCGUGGUAGUGGUAGUAGCAUAGAUUGGUGGUUAGAUGGGUUAAGUGGUGAUAAGUGGUCGAGAGGACGAGGAAAUAGCCAUGACUCGGUGAGCGGUGAGAUAGCUAAGAGCUGUGGAGUUAGUAGCACGCCGAGCAUGAGAGGAACCGUGUGUUAUGCAGCUCCUGAGUAUUGUAACUUAGAUAACAACGUGUCUGAGAAAUGUGAUGUUUAUAGCUAUGGUGUUCUGUUGUUGGUUCUGAUUUCUGGGAGACGUCCGUUGGAGAUGACGGGAUCUGCUAGUGAGAUCCAACGGGCAAACCUUAUGUCUUGGGCUAGGAAGCUGGCGAGAAGAGGGAAACUUGUUGAUCUUGUGGACCAAAAGUUGCAAAAUUUGGAUCAAGAACAAGCAGUGUUGUGCAUUAAGGUUGCUUUGCUUUGUCUGCAAAGAUUCCCGGUUUCACGACCGUCGAUGAAAGAGGUUGUGGGGAUGCUUAAAGGAGAAGUAAGUUUGCCGGAGUUGCCUACUGAGUUCUCACCAUCGCCACCUUUCAAAACUACGAGGAAGCAGCACCGUUGAUUAACUUAGGAAUCACUUUGGUGACUGUUUAAGUGUGUUAGAGUUUUUGUACACGGUUAGGUUUAGGAACUUUGAUUUUUAAGUUAACAAUACUUUCCAACUUAUGUCAAGUUAGUCUAUUUUUUUCUCGUCAUCAUACUCAUUGACAUUGACUGAUUCAUAGUAAUCUAAUUUUGUUAUUCUGAACGUCA
Camelina sativa (false flax) is the source of this 2342-nucleotide messenger RNA. Lineage: Eukaryota; Viridiplantae; Streptophyta; Magnoliopsida; Brassicales; Brassicaceae. The record is from RefSeq and is a predicted model, not a curated record.